Frieseomelitta varia is the source of this 849-nucleotide messenger RNA. It is a transcript of the gene Coq7, whose product is annotated as 5-demethoxyubiquinone hydroxylase, mitochondrial. Gene Ontology annotation, molecular function: 3-demethoxyubiquinol 3-hydroxylase activity. The coding region runs from base 165 to 752 and encodes 195 amino acids. Gene Ontology annotation, cellular component: mitochondrial inner membrane; nucleus. The record is from RefSeq and is a predicted model, not a curated record. The transcript is spliced from 3 exons. NCBI's taxonomy places the organism in Eukaryota, Metazoa, Arthropoda, Insecta, Hymenoptera, Apidae. Gene Ontology annotation, biological process: ubiquinone biosynthetic process; regulation of reactive oxygen species metabolic process; determination of adult lifespan.
AUUGGGUCCUGAAACACGUGACUCGUAUUCUCAGCCUCCCUGGAACGACGUUGCUGAGUUUCAGUCCAACCUAUAAAUCUGUAACUGAAACGGGCAAGAAACAAUCGUUCACGCAUGUUGUUUUGACGUUUCUCACACGGUCGACUUUUGCGUUUAUAGAAAAAAUGCUGCAUCUCAGACAACUCGGAGUUCGGUUGAUGAGCACAUCAGCAGCUUCAGGAACAACUAGAUCAGGGAAAUUGUUAGAUUCAGUUAUAAGAGUAGAUCACGCUGGAGAAUUAGGAGCCGAUAGAAUAUAUGCUGGACAAAUGGCUGUCUUAGGUAAAACAUCUGUUGGCCCUACUAUUCAACAUAUGUGGGAUCAAGAAAAGAAACAUCGUGCAAAGUUUGAGGAGUUAAUUAGAAAAUAUCGUGUAAGACCUACUGUUUUGACACCUGUUUGGAAUGUUGCUGGAUUUGUCCUUGGUGCUGGAACAGCACUCAUGGGAGAAAAAGCAGCUAUGGCAUGCACAGUAGCUGUUGAAACAGUGAUCACAGAACAUUAUAAUGAUCAACUGCGUGCAUUGAUGGAAAGUGAUGAAAAAGUCGAUGAAGAGGUUUUAGAAACAAUUAAAAAAUUCCGCGAUGAAGAACAAGAACAUCAUGACACAGGCAUAGAACAUGGCGCAGAACAAGCACCAUUUUAUCAAGCUUUAACAAAUGUUAUUAAAUGUGGCUGUAAGACUGCUAUAUCAAUAUCCAAAAUUAUAUAAAUUACAUAAUUUAUUAGUAUGAAAAUAUUAAUGUUAGUAUGAAAAUGUAAUAUUAACGAAUUAAUUUUAUAUAAAAUAAAAUAAUAUCUGUUUUAUA